GGAACGAGUGAGUGAGUGAUGAGGGAAUAAGCAAAGAGAGAGAGAGAGAGAAGGAAGAGAUGAACGAGACUUGCCGUGUGAUAGAAGAACCAACGCACGUCUUCGGAAUACUCAGAUCAUGAUACCCGAAUAGGAAGGUGAUUUCUACGUAUCUGGGUGUCUCCUGCUUUUCUCUAUUAUUAUUAUUAUUCUGCUUGAUUGAAAUAUCUCAGCGGAGCGCUAACCGGCUUCGAACGCACAUCACCAUGACCCACAAUGAAGCGCGUAGCCACUGGUUCAAAGAAGGAGCUAUCGGUUUAGGGGUUGGUGUACUCUAUGGCUUGACCAGCAUUUCGGUGGGGCAUCCCAUUGACACAAUCAAAACAAAAAUGCAGGGUCAACAUGGUUUUGAAAGGACCAACAUGUUUCAGACUUUUGUGAAGACUUUUCAAACUCAGGGAAUUCGAGGCUUCUACAGGGGUUGUAUUCCACCAUUAUGGGGCUCAGGAAUAUUUCGCUCUACGCAGUUUGCAGUUUUUGAAGGGGCAUAUACCUUUUUAGACACACCAUUUGGAAAAUCCACAAUUCCAUUAUCAGGAGGAAUUCAAAUCCGAGUGUUACUGGCCGGCGCUUGUGCAGCUACUGCUCGUGCAGUUAUUGAAACACCGUUAGAAUAUGCCAAGGUACGUGGUCAAGUGAACAGGUCUUGGAAACUAAGGAACAUUUACACAGGUUUUGGUGUGACGUGUUGUCGAACCCAGGGCUUGCUCUGUACAUAUUUUAUGCUUGUUGAUUCCGGCCGAAGACAUUUCCCAGAACAGUUCAAACGUCCCAUUCUUGGACCAUUCCUCACAUCUGGUAUUGCAGCUACUCUAGCCUGGUGGAUGGUUUGGCCCUUGGAGUACAUGAAAUGCCAAGUACAGUCUGGUUACGGCAGUCGACAAAUUUCUGUGAUUACGCGAAUGAGGAAUAUCAUAAGAGACAAAGGUGGUUUUUUUGCCCUCUAUCGUGGAAUAUGGCCUGGAACCAUCCGCAGUUUCCUGGCCAAUGGUAUCAGUAUGAUUGUGAUGGCUAAUGCUCAGAAGAAAGUCUCAGAAUGGGGCCUGCGCAAUUAGUGUGACAAAUUUCAUGAAACUGAGGACAAUAGAGGUGUGACCAAAGAAAUAGCAGGCAGAAUUAGGAGGCAAUACCAGUGAAGCCAGAGACAAAGAAAGGCAUAACAGGGAAGAACACCAGUGAAGCUAGGGGCAGUGUAGGUAUCAUUAGAGGUAACACCUGUGAAACCAGGAGCAAUUCUAGAGAGAACCAGAACUAAAGGCAAUGCCAGUGAAGUCAGGGAAAGUGUUGGCAGAACUAGAGGCAGCACUAGUGAAGUCAGGGGAAGUGUAGGGAGAACUACAGGGAACACCAGUGAAGCUAGAAGCAGUGUAAGCAUAAUAAGAAGCAACUCUUGUGAUCCUAAAGGCAGUGUAGGUAUAAUUAGAGCAACCCCUGUGAAGCUAGAGGCAAUGUAGGCAGAACUAGAGGGCAGCACCUGUUGAACCAGAAGCAGUGUGAUCAUAACUGGAGCCAGUAAUUGACUGGCCUUCAUUUCUAGCAAUAAUAUCCCAUUACAGUUCUGCUGAGGUUGAUUUUGCCCUUCAUCCUUUCAAAGUCGAUAAAAUAAGUACCAGUUGAGCACUGGGGUCAAUGUAAUUGAUUUACCCACCUCUCCCAAACUUGCUGGCCUUGUGCCAAAACCUGAAAUCAAUACCCUACAAUAGUACAGUGACGAGCUGGCAGAAUCAUCCAUUUAUCCAUCUUUAUGGUCUGAGUUCAAAUUCCACCAAGAACGACUUUACUUUUUAUCUUUUCAGUGUUGAUAAAAUAAGUACUAGUUAAGCACUGGGGGAUGAUGUAUUCAACUUACCCCCUAUCCAGAACUUGCUGGCCUUGUGCCAAAAUUUGAAACCAAAUCCCACAAUAGUCUUCCAAUAUAUCAACAAAACAAUAGCAAGAAUUUAUAUAAAACUCUGUAGGUGUGUACCUGUAAAUGUGUAUAUGAAAAUGUCACUUCAUCAGUUACAAAGGUGAGGGUUCCAUUUGAUCUGAUAUGAAUGGAACAGCCUGCUUGUGAUAUUAAGAUUUAAGUGGCUGAGUACUCCACAGACAUUCGUACCCUUAACAUAGUUCUCAUGUGACAUGGUUAGCCCUUUUGAAAAACGGGUACAACUCGUUUUUACCAACUGAACGUACUGAAUCAAUGUGAAAUAAAGUGUCUUGCUCAAGGACACAAUGUACCACCAGGGAAUCGAACUCAUAGCCUUACAGUUGUGAGCCGAAUACCCUAACCACUAAGCCAUGCGCCUUCACAGACGUAUACAUAUUUUUACACACAUUUGGUAAAUGUAGUGUAUAUAGUAAAGCUACUGACAAAUCAAGUGAACAGCUACAACCCAGGUUCAAUUUCAACCUCUAGAUAAUUUAUUUUCUUUGGAAAAGACAUGCAAGCCACACUUUUCUGUCCUCUCCUGCCAACUGAGGUUAGCUUUAUUUAACACACUGUCAUUUCACAUCUGUAUCAUAUAUAUAUAUAUAUAUAUAUAUAUA
This is a messenger RNA of Octopus sinensis (East Asian common octopus), 2568 nucleotides long. RefSeq names its product mitochondrial ornithine transporter 2-like. The transcript has 8 exons. NCBI's taxonomy places the organism in Eukaryota, Metazoa, Mollusca, Cephalopoda, Octopoda, Octopodidae. Gene Ontology annotation, molecular function: transmembrane transporter activity. Gene Ontology annotation, cellular component: mitochondrion. Gene Ontology annotation, biological process: transport. The record is from RefSeq and is a predicted model, not a curated record. The coding region runs from base 246 to 1094 and encodes 282 amino acids.